Molecule: messenger RNA, 1194 nt
Organism: Camelina sativa (false flax)
Lineage: Eukaryota; Viridiplantae; Streptophyta; Magnoliopsida; Brassicales; Brassicaceae
Product: transcription factor MYB86-like
Source: RefSeq, a predicted model, not a curated record
UCUACUUAUAUACUUCCUUUCAGUAUCAUUAUACGUAUUCAAAUAAAGUAACUUAGGAAAAAUAAAAAAUGGUGUACAAAUCAGAAAACCCAAACCGGAAAUUGAAAUCAAAGGAGAAGCAAAGGAAAGGAUUAUGGUCACCAGAAGAAGAUGAGAAGCUUAGGAGUCAUGUUCUCAAAUAUGGCCAUGGAUGCUGGAGUACCAUUCCUAUUCAAACUGGAUUGCAAAGGAAUGGGAAGAGUUGUAGAUUAAGGUGGGUUAAUUAUCUAAGACCAGGACUUAAGAAGUCUACAUUCACUAAAGAAGAGGAAAUCACACUUCUCUCACUCCAUUCCAUGUUGGGUAACAAAUGGUCUCAGAUAUCGAAAUUUUUACCAGGAAGGACCGACAACGAGAUCAAAAACUACUGGCACUCUAAUCUAAAGAAGGGUGUAACAUUGACACAACUUGAAACCACAAGAACCCCUCCAACACCUUCAGUCACAAACUCACUUGAGACCUUGCAGAGUUCAUCAACUGAAAGAUCUUCUUCAUCUAUCACUAUCGGAGAAACAUAUUAUGCUCAAACCCCAAGCUUUUCGCCAAGUCUCGUCUUCUCCGAAUGGUUAGAUCACAGUUUGUUUAUGGACCAGUCACCUCAAAACCUUGUUGUACCGGAAGAGAGAGGAUUCAAUGAACCAUGUAGACCUCGUCACUUAGAAAACAACUCUUUCCCUGAUUUCGUAUCAACUCCAGACUUUUUGCUGGAGGAUGAGAUAUCUGAGGUCGAGUUCUGUACUUCAUUUUCAGACAAUUUUUUGUUCGAUGGUCUCAUCAACGAGCUACGACCAAUGUAAAUGUUUGGAGAGAGUAAAUGGGUUUAUGGUUAAUUUAAGUAGAAGAGGAUAAAAAGAGUAAAUAAAUAAAUCCUUUAAUUUACAUACACUUAACUACUUAACAAAUGUGCAAGUCCUUCACUAUUUCACGAUUGCUCAUGUUUCUCGGUUUUCACGCUUUUUCUUAUUUGAUAAUCAUUUAACAUAUUGCACUAAGAAAUUGACUAAGAACAUCAAUUCUGACGAACUGGAGAGAGUAUUGGAUUGGACUAGUCGGAUUAUCAAACUUCGUAAGAAUGGUAGCAAAACUCAGGUCUUAAACAGAGAUAUCAGAUAGGGAUGAAAAGAGUUUGAGCAAAGUAAAACAAAAUUUAAUGUC